UGCUGGUCGAAGGAAGGAGGAAAGCAGCCUAAUGCCGCCGGGGUUUACCGCGAAUUAAAAAUCUGACGUCCAGUGUUGCGCGGGGGACUCUGUCGGUUCUGGGAGGAGGAAAAAUAAAACAACAAAAUGCAUCCUCUCGGGAUUUGGAUGCUAAUGGCGACUCUGCAGUUGGGUGUUCUGUACGAAGAGGCCGGGCUGUCGUUGUCAAGCAAGCAGGGGUCGUUGCUAUGCACAAGGGGGUUUACGCAGGAGGAGUACAUCAUGGAAAUGGACCAAGAGCUGGCAAAGGGACACGCUGUCUUCAACAUGAGCUUCAUGGACUGUGGUGGUGGGAAGGUGUGGUUCGAGGUUAGAAAUUCCUCCGAUUUCAGGGUGAGUGAGGAUGGUGUGGUCUACGCCCUGCGGCACCUCAGCCUGGCGGGAAAGGAGAAUGUCUUCAUGGUGGUCUAUGCUCAAGACCUGCGGUCCAAACAGGUCUGGAAGGCCAGAGUGCACCUCUAUGUCCGUCCCAGUGCCAACAGCACAAGACCUGAACAGGUAAAGCCCAGUGAUGCAACACUGACUCAGCGGGUACCAGAGAUCUUGUCUCCAUGGCGCAGUGUGGUUGUCAGGGGCGAUGGCACUCUGAGGCGCGUGAAGAGGGAUUGGGUCAUUCCGCCCAUCAACGUCCCCGAGAACUCACGAGGACAGUUCCCCGAGGACCUAGUCAGAAUCCGCUCAGACCGGGAUAAGAACCGGAUGCUGCGUUACAGUGUGACGGGCCCUGGGGCCGACCAGCCUCCAACAGGCAUCUUCAUCAUCAACCCAAUCUCAGGCCAGCUGUCUGUCACCAAGCCUCUGGACAGAGAGCACAUCUCUAACUUUCACUUGCGAGCCCACGCUGUGGACCUCAAUGGAAAUCAGGUGGAGAACCCCAUCGACAUCGUCAUCAACGUCAUAGACCAGAAUGACAAUAGACCAGAGUUCACACACACCACCUUCAAUGGCUCAGUACCCGAGGGAUCCAAGCCUGGUUCCUUUGUGAUGACAGUGACAGCAGUGGACAAAGAUGAUCCAAAAACUGCCAACGGAAUGCUGCGAUAUAAGAUCCUCUCCCAGAAUCCCCAGAGCCCCUCCUCCAACAUGUUCACCAUUAACAACAAAACUGGUGACAUCAUUACUGUGGCAGCAGGCCUUGAUCGGGAGAAAGUCACCCAGUACACACUGAUCAUCCAGGCUACAGAUAUGGAGGGAAACCCAACCUACGGCCUGUCUAACACUGCCACCACUGUCAUCAGGAUCACUGACAUCAACGACAACCCCCCGGAAUUCACCACAGACACAUUCUUCGGGGAGGUUCAUGAGAACAGGGUGAAUGUGAUCGUUGCUAACCUGACUGUGACGGAUAAAGACCAGCCUCACACUCCAGCCUGGAGUGCUGUGUAUCGCAUUAUCGCUGGAGACCCCACCGGACGAUUCUCCAUCCCCACUGACCCAACCACCAACGAGGGUCUGCUCACUGUGGUCAAGCCGAUAGAUUUUGAGUUAUCCCGUUCCUUCAUGCUGACUGUGGAGGCGGAGAACGAGGUCCCACUGGCCCGAGGCAUCCACCUACCUCGUCAGUCCACAGCAACCGUCUCUGUACGAAUCCUUGACAUCAAUGAGAGUCCAGAGUUUAGCCCCAAUCCCAAGUCCAUCAAACUGGAGGAGGGUCUACCUGCUGGGUCUUUGCUCACCACCUUCACCGCCCAGGACCCUGACCGCUUCAUGAGACAAACCGUCCGGUACUCCAAGAUGUACGACCCUGCCAACUGGCUGGAGAUUGACCCGCUUAACGGUCGGAUUUCCACCAUCGCCAUACUUGACCGAGAGUCUCCCUACGUCAAAAACAACCUCUACAACGUUACCUUCAUGGCUUCGGAUAACGGUAUCCCACCUGCUAGUGGGACAGGCACCCUCCAGAUGUAUCUGCUGGACAUUAAUGACAACGCGCCUCACGUGUUCCCCCCUGAGGUAGAAAUGUGUGAGAAGCCAGAUCCCAAUGCAAUCAACAUCACAGCCAGUGACCCCGACCUGACCCCUAAUGCCGGACCCUUUGCCUUUGAGCUGGCCAAUCGUCCAUCAGAUGUACGCCGUAACUGGACUCUAAAUCGCCUCAAUGGUGAGUUUGCCCAGCUUCGACUGCGGAUCAACUCCUUGGCCAGUGGGAUCUACGAGGUUCCAAUCAUGAUCACAGACUCUGGCAACCUCCCAAUGUCCAACACAUCCUACCUGAGAGUCAAGGUCUGCCAAUGUGAUCACCACGGAGACUGUGUGGACAUGGAGCGAAUCAUCGCUGCUGGUCUGGGCACCGGAGCCAUCAUCGCCAUCCUUAUCUGUAUCAUCAUACUAUUAGUGUUGGUGCUGCUGUUUGUGAUGUGGAUGAAGAGGAGGGACAAAGAGCGUCAGGCCAAGCAGCUCCUCAUUGACCCAGAGGACGAUGUCCGAGACAACAUCCUCAAAUACGACGAGGAGGGAGGUGGAGAGGAGGACCAGGACUACGAUCUGAGUCAGCUGCAGCAGCCUGAUGCCCUGGAGCCAGAGUGCGUCAAAGUUGGGAUCAGACGUCUGGACGAAAGGCCCCUCCACCAUGACCACCAGUACCCUCUCCGCUCCGCUGCCCCCCACCCAGGAGACAUAGGAGAUUUCAUCCAUGAGGGCCUGAAGGCAGCAGACAACGACCCCACUGCUCCCCCGUACGACUCCCUGCUGGUGUUCGACUAUGAGGGGAGUGGCUCCACCGCUGGCUCCCUCAGUUCCCUGCACUCCUCCUCGAGCUCCGGAGACCAGGACUACGACUACCUCGGCGACUGGGGGCCACGCUUCCGCAAACUGGCCGACCUGUACGGCGGAGGUGAUGAUUAGCAUCCUCAACCCCCGCCAACAAUGACAGCCACCCUCCCCACCCUGCCCUUGCUCCAAGGAUUAGUUGUUGGUGGGGUUAAGGAAAGAGAAUAUGGGGUAAACAUGGGGGUUUUUGGAUCGGCACUUCUGUAUUACCAAGGGACAUCUUUUAAAGAGUCUUGCUGCCUCUUGAGGACAGUUGAUGACAACAGGGACCAUGCAGACUCCUGGCCUCGCAAAGCGUGGUAGUGGGGAGCAUUUAGGCUAAUGGACAUUAUCAUCUGAGCAUUAGCCCCUGAGCUAACUAAUGUGAGCCGCCAGAACAGUGCACUCAGAGGGGACGUUAUCUCUGCGAUGGUUAAGAGCUACGACAGCCAUGGUUACAGACGCUCAUUUACACUUGAAUCUCGCAGUACAGGAGCACUGGGGUCAAAUGUGCCUUUUGUACAUUCUUUUGAUUGUGUUCAGUCUCUUCUUCUUCUGUACGUCGCUUUAAAGUUCCCCCAUGUUUUGCAGCCGGCAACCGGAGGAGCGCUUCGCCAUGAUAAUGAGUGCAUGUGUGUGCGUGCGCGUUACUUGUUCGAGUGUGUGCGAGAUUGUGCGAAUUUCCUACAGAGACACACUGGAUGGUCUAAAAGGGCAAAGCCUAUUGUGAGAUGCCUUGGAUGAGCCUACCAACAAAAACACAGCUUUACUCUACAGCUCUGGGUGUUACAGGAUUUUAAAGGUGUUUUUUUUUCAUCUGAUUCAGUCAGAAUCAAUUUGAUGAUGUGUACAUCAUUAGUCUUAAAGUGGAACCAAGUAUACAGAUUUAGAUUUGAAGUGACCAAGUUUAGUCUUCCAAUGAGUAACACACACACACACACACCCCAAAACACUUUACUGAUGCCUAAAGUGACAUUCUCCUCUGGCCAGCAGCUUAAUCACCAUUGUUUUCAUUCCAUUUAUGAUGCAGUGGAAAGCCUUUUCUCUGCAAUCCUACAGAUGCACCUCUCAUGUGGCUUUCUGUGCCUAAUGCAUAGGCCAGGCUCAGACACCAGAAAGAUUCCAUUUCCUCUCUGCUCUCCCACACUCAUUCUCCUCUGCAAACACUGAUCGUUCAGCAUCAUAUCAUGCCAGAGCCUUGACUGAAUAGCUGGAAAGAAUGGCUGCCUACCCUAGCAGCCAUUCAAAACACUCUCAGACAGCUGAGGACAGUUAGUGCCACAGUGAAUUUAAAUAACUUUUUGUUUCUGAACCUCUGAGGUUUUUACAAGUAAAGAAAAUGUUUAAAUAUUGCCUUGGCCGUGUCCUUGCGGUGCUUUCAAAAAUGGGAAUUUUAAAUCUGGGAUGUAGUUUAGCUUAUUUGCAGGAUGACAGAAUACAGAAGAGAAGUGGUGAAAAACACAGUGAUAGAAUCUCAUUUCCAGACAAUUUGUGCAGAUGAAAGAAAACAACAACAAAGAAACGAGGCCACCAGCAAAGAAAGUUGAAUCUAAAAACAUUCAAAGCACUUUGGUUGGUUUACGGAGCAACAGUGAGGUCUGUGAAAUGACAAACUUCCAUCAUGAAGCAAAUGAAAUGUGUAACAAAUAUGACAGAAAUAGCAGGAGUGAAUGUGUCUCUGGUGUAGGUUCAGCAGAUGCAUCGUAGAUGGAGUUUGUAUUUACAGAUAAAUAUGUUCGAUGACCAGGUCGUGAACAGAAUAUAAAGUGACUGUGUUUCUGAUAAUAUUCAGGGCUGUUGCACUAAAUGACUAGUCUAACACUUUUCCUUCGUAAUGUCUGGAAGUGCAGCAUCUGUAGCUCUGCUAAUACAUCUUUCUAAUACAGGAAUUAAGUUAAUACAACUUCACUGAUUUUGCUUAUCGCAGUGAACAGUUGCAUAAAUUGCAGCAUUUCUUUGUUGCUUUUUUUUUUUAUUUGAACCACCUGUUUUUUUUUUUUUCAUGAGGCUUUACAUGUAUAUUCAUGGUUCCCGCAGGAUAAAUCUAAAGGCAAAGUUCCACUCAAACAAAAGAAAAUAAUAAAAGGUAGAGGACACUUUGUGUAGAAGUUCAAGUGAAUGGGAAAGUGGUCUCAGACUUUUCUGUAGGUCUAAAUGCGAUGGACUGUAAGAAGCAUUUGUAAGUGAAGUUACACAAAAUGUCAAAUAACUAGAACAAGGCCAACAUGGUUUAGCAGUACAUGUCCACCAAAUGGGUUCUGGAUUCUGGCUCCCCCUUUUCCUGAACCGGAUUUUGGAAAAGCUCUUUUAAGCUAAGAAACACUUCAGUCAAAAUCAAACAUGUCCCACUGGGAUAGAUUUGCCUAAUAAAAAAAAUACUAUUAGUUUCACCCUUUCUCUUCUAAAAGAUAAACAUGAAAUCUUGCAAUUAAUAUAAAUCCCAUGUGGAAGUUGUUUAAAUAUGUGUUCGUGUGCGGCUAAUUCUUCGCUCUCUUUAUCUGUCUGUCUCAGCUUCUCAUUAUGACAUUCUGUGUUGGCAGUAAUUCAUCGGCAGGUUAUGAAUCAGGCAAUGGUCUUUUUCUGCCAAAAAGAUAAAUACAUUCAUACAUACACAUUAAAAGGACUUGAAGGAAGUCAGUAGCCUAGCAACAUUAAGGUGACAAACAACUUGCAACUUGACGCUUUUCUCUGUUCAUUGAGAACAUCAGCUGUUGUGAAUACAUAAAUAUCUUGGUUACAGUACAGUAAACAGUGGGGUCCAAGAGUCUGAGACCAGUUUUCCAUUCACUUGAAUUGAAGCUUAUGAUUUUGAGUUUCCUGUACCCUGUACCUUAAAAAAAUAAAAAACAGAAGAGCAUUCUCUCCUGUUGAGUCGCAGCCUUUGACAGUGCUGUUGUGGGUCUAUUAAUGAAUCAAGCCCAGAGUUGUACAGAAGAGCUGUGUAUUUUUGCCAGUUUGGUUUUUCCAAAGCUAAUGAGAAGACAUGUACAGUAAUGCUAGACUUUAGAUAGAUACCUUCUCUUUUUUGUUUUGCUUUUAUCACAAUGUAAUUUAUGCAGCUGACUGCUAAUAAAGGGAGUCAUCAGUCCUUGUUUUGUAGCAAAGAUACUUCUUGAUACUGCUGUGGUGGAUUAAAUACAAAAAAGGCAAUGUUUUUUCUGUCUGCUGAUGAUUUGCCUUAGUGUUCUCUGGUACUCUCCAACUGGAUACUCACUGUAAACUGAAAUAUGUACAGAUUGUAUUUUUUUUCUCUUGUCGUUCUUUUGGCUGUGGUCUCGAAAAAUGACAUGCUAAUAUCCUGAAUCCUUGUACAUGUGUAAUUUGGAUU
Messenger RNA from Toxotes jaculatrix (banded archerfish), 6115 nucleotides. RefSeq names its product cadherin-2-like. Gene Ontology annotation, molecular function: cadherin binding; calcium ion binding. Lineage: Eukaryota; Metazoa; Chordata; Actinopteri; Toxotidae. The coding region runs from base 127 to 2883 and encodes 918 amino acids. The record is from RefSeq and is a predicted model, not a curated record. The transcript is spliced from 16 exons. Gene Ontology annotation, biological process: adherens junction organization; blood vessel morphogenesis; calcium-dependent cell-cell adhesion. Gene Ontology annotation, cellular component: cytoplasm; intercalated disc; neuron projection.